Messenger RNA from Mizuhopecten yessoensis (Yesso scallop), 675 nucleotides. Its product is annotated as nucleoporin-like protein 2. NCBI's taxonomy places the organism in Eukaryota, Metazoa, Mollusca, Bivalvia, Pectinida, Pectinidae. The annotation marks the transcript as partial. Gene Ontology annotation, molecular function: metal ion binding. The transcript has 5 exons. The record is from RefSeq and is a predicted model, not a curated record.
GGAAAGACAUCUUUCCAUACCUUUGGGUUUUAACUUGUUGUACAUCGAUUUAAGAAUCCGGAUCUCCACUCACCGUGAAAUGCUCUGAAUUUAGACAACGGAUAUUGCUUCCUGUAACAAAGUUUACUUUCUGUUUGAAACUAAAACGCAAACAAAAUGACUAUUUGUAAAUAUUUUAUGCAAGGAAAUUGUCGGUAUGGCAACAAGUGUCACUACGAACAUCCGAGUGGUGACAGUCAAGGAUAUGCAUACUCUGCUCAGCGUCAAUUGUUUGGAGGUGGAAGAGGAGGUGGAGGAGGAGGAGGAGGAGGCGGAGGAGGCGGAGGAGGAGGUGGGGGAGGAAACAAAUACAAAUGGGACAAACGUCAACAGAACCCACAACAAACCACGCCUCAAUCCUCCCCAUCAGAUGUCAUAAAUAGCAUGGUCGGGGAAGUAAAGACCUGGGAGGAUAGCAAGAUGUGGCCAUUUUCUUGUAUCGCAUUCGAGAAAGAGGGGCCAUGUGUUCCAGAAUUCACAGAUAUGUCGGCUGAGGAGCUACGAUUUGCAGCAUACGAGGCUAGCAAAACAGGAGGACUGCAGGCCUAUGUGACCCAUAUCCAGAGUCUGGUCCAGGAUUACUCUUCUAAAAGACAAGUGCUGAAAAAUCCAACAAUGACAGUCAAACAGAAAAUG